Messenger RNA from Mucor mucedo, 953 nucleotides. Its product is annotated as concanavalin A-like lectin/glucanase domain-containing protein. Gene Ontology annotation, molecular function: hydrolase activity, hydrolyzing O-glycosyl compounds; glycosyltransferase activity. The transcript is spliced from 6 exons. Gene Ontology annotation, biological process: fungal-type cell wall organization; carbohydrate metabolic process. Gene Ontology annotation, cellular component: fungal-type cell wall. The coding region runs from base 1 to 828 and encodes 275 amino acids. The record is from RefSeq and is a predicted model, not a curated record. Lineage: Eukaryota; Fungi; Mucoromycota; Mucoromycetes; Mucorales; Mucoraceae.
AUGCUUAUUCCCUUCACUUCAAUCGGUUUAGUUGCGAUUUUUUCAUCCCUUGUUCAGGCUCAUUUUAUUGCUCCAGACAAGUUACAGCGUCGAGCAGAGUUACAAAAAUGUUCAAAUAGCGACUCCAAAUUCCAAAACUCUCUUGAUGGCUGGAUUUUGGAACGAGGCUCUACAGCAGAUAACUAUGAGUUUGCUCCUGACGGUGGACUUGUCAUGAAGAUCACUGCUCCUGAAAAGCAUCAACGCUUGUUUGAUAACUCUUCAAUAGAAAACUUACCUUACAACAAGUAUGAAGGCAAAGGCUUCACUUUCAAUGCUACCUCUUACAUGCAAUACGGUAAAUUCAGUGCAAAGCUCAAAUCUGCUAAUGUUCCUGGUGCUGUCACAGCUGUCAUUCUUAUUGCUGAUAAUGGUGAUGAGAUCGAUUUCGAGAUUUUAACAGGCGGUGACCAGACUAUCACGAGCAAUUACUUUUGGGGACAAAAGAUCGUCUAUGGUGUCAACGGAAGAACUAUUGAUCCACCAGCAUUGCCUGCUUGUGAUCAGUUCUAUACCUACGGUAUCGAUUGGUCUCCCGACCGUAUUAUCUGGACUAUCGAUGGUAAGGAGAUUCGUACUGAAACUCGCAAACAAGCUAACGGUGCCUAUCCUACCGGUGCUGCUCGUGUUCAAAUCGGUCUUUGGGAUGGUAGUGGUGUUAGUGGUACUGCUCAAUGGGCACGUGGUCCCAUCAACUGGGAUGAGCGCAAAAACGAAGACAUCAGAGCCUAUGUGAAGGAUGUAACUAUUGAAUGUAGUCCUAAAACCAACAAGGUUACCAAAAAAUAAGAGAAAAAGCUACAUAUACUACAUACAUUCAUACACCCAAAAAUCAUAGUUAGCAUAUUCAUUAUAUUAUUCCUAUAAUAAUCAUUUAUCCAAUACAUUUAUAAUUUAAACAAUAAAUUUGGCGC